ACGAGGAAGAAGGAGAGAAAACAGUGACUAAGGUUCAACUCGUCCCCAUGCUACCAACACGGAACGAGGAAGAAGGAGAGAAAACAGUGGUAAGGUUCAACUCAUCCCCAUGCUACCAACACGGAACGAGGAAGAAGGAGAGAAAACAGUGAUUAAGGUUCAACUCGUCCCCAUGCUACCAACACGGAACGAGGAAGAAGGAGAGAAAACAGUGACUAAGGUUCAACUCAUCCCCAUGCUACCAACACGGAACGAGGAAGAAGGAGAGAAAACAGUGAUUAAGGUUCAACUCCUCCCCAUGCUACCAACACGGAACGAGGAAGAAGGAGAGAAAACAGUGACUAAGGUUCAACUCAUCCCCAUGCUACCAACACGGAACGAGGAAGAAGGAGAGAAAACAGUGAUUAAGGUUCAACUCCUCCCCAUGCUACCAACACGGAACGAGGAAGAAGGAGAGAAAACAGUGACUAAGGUUCAACUCAUCCCCAUGCUACCAACACGGAACGAGGAAGAAGGAGAGAAAACAGUGAUUAAGGUUCAACUCCUCCCCAUGCUACCAACACGGAACGAGGAAGAAGGAGAGAAAACAGUGACUAAGGUUCAACUCUUCCCCAUGCUACCAACACGGAACGAGGAAGAAGGAGAGAAAACAGUGACUAAGGUUCAACUCAUCCCCAUGCUACCAACACGGAACGAGGAAGAAGGAGAGAAAACAGUGAUUAAGGUUCAACUCGUCCCCAUGCUACCAACACGGAACGAGGAAGAAGGAGAGAAAACAGUGACUAAGGUUCAACUCAUCCCCAUGCUACCAACACGGAACGAGGAAGAAGGAGAGAAAACAGUGAUUAAGGUUCAACUCCUCCCCAUGCUACCAACACGGAACGAGGAAGAAGGAGAGAAAACAGUGACUAAGGUUCAACUCCUCCCCAUGCUACCAACACGGAACGAGGAAGAAGGAGAGAAAACAGUGACUAAGGUUCAACUCAUCCCCAUGCUACCAACACGGAACGAGGAAGAAGGAGAGAAAACAGUGAUUAAGGUUCAACUCCUCCCCAUGCUACCAACACGGAACGAGGAAGAAGGAGAGAAAACAGUGACUAAGGUUCAACUCCUCCCCAUGCUACCAACACGGAACGAGGAAGAAGGAGAGAAAACAGUGACUAAGGUUCAACUCGUCCCCAUGCUACCAACACGGAACGAGGAAGAAGGAGAGAAAACAGUGACUAAGGUUCAACUCAUCCCCAUGCUACCAACACGGAACAAGGAAAUGCAUAUCUAUCAUCUUCUAUAUGUAUCUUGUUGA
This is a messenger RNA of Oncorhynchus keta (chum salmon), 1303 nucleotides long. RefSeq names its product triadin-like. Bases 110 to 1303 code for a protein of 397 amino acids. The record is from RefSeq and is a predicted model, not a curated record. Lineage: Eukaryota; Metazoa; Chordata; Actinopteri; Salmoniformes; Salmonidae. The transcript has 6 exons.